GGGUGGGAAUUUUCUGCAAAGGCCACUCACUUGCAUUCAAAUGCAAUGCAAAUUACUGGGCAAACCUAGCAAUACAUUGAACUGCUAAAAAUAAGUUCUUCUCUUCCAAUUACAUGAUUGGAACCCAGAAGAACACCUAUAACAAAAUAGGAUUUUUCAAAGAGCUUUUACACCCAUUAUCCUACAAAAUAUUUAUGAUAAGCCUGUGAAGAUAAAGUAAUUAUUACUUUCCACCUUUGCAAGUGAGAAAACAGGCAGGGAGAGUUUAAUACAAUUAGUGUCACAGCUGAUAAGAUAUGGAAUGGCUUUUACUGAGAGCUAGAGGCAGGCAAAUGACUUCUCAGAUCUGCACCUCGCCCCCUAAGAAGACUUCCCUCACUGGUGACAUCCUAAAGAGGCAGCUAUAAUGGAGGCAACAUGUCCGCCUUGGCAUCUUUUCCUUGACCACACCCUUCCAGUACGCCUCACAGGAACCAAGUAUGCCUGCGGAAGAGGAGGCUGUGGUGCCUGCACUGUGAUGGUGUCUAAGCAUGACCCCAUGUCCAAGAAGAUAAGACACUUCUCCAUCACCGCAUGCCUGGUGCCCAUCUGCUCUCUAUAUGGAGCUGCUGUCACCACUGUGGAAGGUGUUGGAAGCAUCAAAACCAAGCUCCACCCCGUGCAGGAAAGGAUCGCCAAGAGCCACGGCACCCAGUGUGGGUUCUGCACCCCUGGGAUGGUGAUGUCCAUCUACGCGCUGCUCAGGAACCACCCGCAGCCCUCAGAGGAUCAGCUCAUGGAAGCCCUGGGAGGACUGACAAUAGGUGCUGGCUGCAGUCUCGCCCAGGUGAAGGACAUCUUGGCGGAGAAGGUUUCUGAGCUCCCAGAGGAGAAAACUCAGACAUACCGAGCCCUCCUGAAACACCUGAAGAGCCUGGCGGGCCAGCAGAUCCGGAAUAUGGCAUCCUUAGGGGGACAUAUCAUAAGCCGGCAUUACUAUUCGGAUCUGAAUCCAAUUCUGGCUGUCAGCAACACUACUCUCAAUCUGAUAUCGGAAGAAGGUACACGGCAGAUUCCUCUAAACGAACAUUUUCUUGCUGGGUUGGCAAGUGCAGACUUUAAGCCAGAAGAAAUUUUGGAAUCUGUGUAUAUCCCUCACUCUCAAAAGUGGGAAUUUGUGUCAGCCUUCCGUCAGGCUCAGUGCCAGCAGAAUGCCUUGGCCGAUGUGAAUGCUGGCAUGAGAGUCCUCCUCAAAGAAGGCACAGAUACCAUUGAGGACCUGAGCAUCGCCUACGGAGGGGUUGGGGUGACCACCAUCAGGGCACACAAAUCCUGCCAGCAGCUCCUGGGGAGGCGCUGGAAUGAACUGAUGCUAGAUGAGGCUUGCAGGCUGCUUCUGGAUGAAGUCUCCCUCCCAGGCUCAGCUCCAGGGGGAAGGGUGGAAUUCAAGCGGACUCUGGUGGUCAGCUUCCUCUUCAAAUUCUACCUCGAAGUUCUGCAGGAACUGAAGAAGCGAGUGAAGCUGUUCUCUGUGCCUGACUGCCUUCAUUAUCCUGAAAUUUCAGACCGAUUCCUAAGUGCGCUAGAAGAUUUCCCGGUCACAGUACUCCAGGGAGUCCAAAGGUACCAGAGUGUGGAUUCUCGCCAACCCCUCCAAGAUCCAGUUGGACGUCCCAUCAUGCACUUAUCGGGUCUUAAACAUGCCACAGGUGAAGCCAUAUUUUGUGAUGAUAUCCCCAGGGUGGAUAAAGAACUUUUCAUGGCAUUGGUGACCAGUACCAGAGCCCAUGCAAAAAUCAUAUCAAUUGAUUUGUCUGAGGCCCUUGAACUACACGGAGUGGUUGAUGUGAUAAAAGCUGAAGACAUUCCAGGCACCAAUGGUGCUGAAGAUGACAAAUUGUUGGCCGUAGAUGAGGUAUGGAAUAUGCCUGCCCAGGUGACUUUGUGCAGACAAUCACCAGACAGACCCGUUCUCCUGGAGUCAGGAAAUAAUACAGUAAAAAAGAAGCAUUACAGAAAAACAACAAAUCUAGUUUUCCCACUGUGUGCUCUUAAGUCAGUUUAUCCUCAUUUGAAGACUAAAUGCCAGAACUCAAGAAAGGUGAUGGCUUUAAAGCUAUUGGAAAAAUUGACCUUUGUGGGGGUUUUUGCUGUCACUCAGGAUGCCAUAAAACACAACUCAUUCCUAUGCCCUGAAAAAAAACUUGAACAAGGAAACAUUGAGGAAGCAUUUGAAAAAGUCGAUCAAGUUGUGGAAGGAGAGGUCCAUGUUGGAGGACAGGAACAUUUUUACAUGGAAACACAAAGAGUGCUUGUUAUUCCAAAGACAGAGGACAAAGAACUGGACAUUUAUGUGUCAACACAGGAUCCAGCCCACGUGCAGAAAACAGUGUCCUCUACUUUAAACAUCCCCAUCAACAGGAUCACCUGUCAUGUAAAACGAGUGGGUGGAGGUUUUGGCGGGAAGGUAGGAAGACCAGCUAUACUCGGGGCAAUUGCAGCCGUAGGCGCUAUCAAAAUCACCUGGGGAGCAUUUACAUCCAAGUACCUAGAUGGCCUCAUAGUGACCCAGUCAUUGGUACUCUGCGUGGGCCAGAUCAUCUGUGCUGUGGUUGCAGAGACAGAUGUACAGGCGAAGCGAGCGAUUGAAAAGGUAAAAGUCAACUAUGAAGAUCUGGAGCCCGUAAUCUUCACCGUGGAGGUGGGAUUUAUGAACAACGGGCGAAUCAAAGCUCUAGAUAUUGAGUGCUUCAUUAACGGAGGGUGCACACUGGACGAUUCGGAGCAGGUUAUAGAAUUUCUUAUACUAAAGCUGGAAAAUGCGUAUAAAAUCCAAAACCUCAGGUUCCGGGGCCGUGCAUGCAUGACAAAUUUACCAUCCAAUACAGCCUUCCGCGGAUUUGGCUUCCCACAAGGAACCCUGGUAACAGAAGCUUGUAUCACAGCUGUGGCAGCCAAAUGUGGCCUUCUGCCAGAAAAGAUUAGGGAAAAAAACAUGUACAAAACUUUUGAUAAAACCAUCUACAAACAAGCAUUCAGCCCUGAGACCCUGAUAAGAUGUUGGAACGAAUGUCUGGACAAAUCUUCCUUUCAUAGCAGAAGAAUGCAAGUGGAAGAGUUUAAUAAGAAGAAUUAUUGGAAGAAGAAAGGCAUUGCUAUUAUCCCCAUGAAGUUUUCAGUCGGCUUUGCUGCAACAAGCUAUCAUCAGGCAGCUGCACUCGUUCAUAUCUACACUGAUGGAUCUGUAUUGGUCACACAUGGAGGCAAUGAACUGGGACAAGGUAUUCACACCAAAAUGCUACAGAACCAUGACUUCAUAUUUCUUAAUUCAAAUAUCUUAUUGCAUGUACUUUUCAAUGGGCUCUUCUCUGAUGGGAAUCCACUUCUUUUCUCCUUCAAGAAUGCUUGUCAGAUCCUUCUGAAACGUCUAGAGCCCAUCAUUAAGAAAAAUCCAGAAGGUACAUGGGAAGACUGGAUAGAAGCUGCUUUUGAACAAAGGCUCAGUCUUUCAGCCACUGGAUACUUCAGGGGCUACAAGGCCUUCAUGGACUGGGAGAAAGGGGAGGGUGACCCAUUUCCAUACUAUGUCUAUGGAGCAGCCUGCUCUGAGGUGGAAAUUGACUGCCUGACAGGAGCUCACAAGAAAAUCAGAACAGACAUCGUCAUGGAUGCGUGUUGCAGCCUAAAUCCAGCCAUUGAUAUUGGGCAGAUUGAAGGUUCGUUUAUUCAGGGGAUGGGCCUUUAUACCACCGAGGAGCUAAAAUAUUCCCCAGAAGGCGUCCUGUACUCUCGGGGCCCAGAUGAGUACAAAAUUCCAACCAUCACUGAUGUCCCAGUGGAGUUCAAUGUCUCCUUGUUGUCAUCAUCACACACCCCACUAACCAUCUAUUCAUCCAAGGGCCUGGGGGAGUCCGGGAUGUUCCUGGGGUCAUCUGUAUUCUUUGCCAUUGCUGAUGCUGUGGCCACAGCACGCAGAGAGAGAGACAUAGCCGAAGACUUCACAGUGCAGAGCCCGGCAACGCCAGAAUGGGUUCGAAUGGCCUGUGCAGAUCGGUUCACAGAGAUGAUCCCAAGAGAUGACCCUAAGACUUUCAAACCUUGGUCUAUCCCUAUAGCAUAGCACUGCUGUCAUUUCCUUAAAAGGUGUUUCAAUUUUUCAGAAGUGAAAAGAUGGCUUGUUAACCCUAAUUGGACUCCAAACCGAUAUGCUUAAUACUGUUGUGAAAAAAAAUGACACAAAAUUUAGAAACAUUAUUCAAGUCUAAUUACAUUAACAAGAUGAAUCAUUAUUUACAAAUUAUUUACUUAGACUUUCUAGCCUAGAGGUCACCAAACAAACCACUGCAGUAGUCCCAGCAAUCAAGUUGAAUACUGAUUUGUUUCUGAAGAUAUCAGGUAAAUAUUGCUGUAAAAGCAAAUUUUUCUUUUGUGUGUCCAUCCAGUCUAACUGGACUGGUAACACCGGUUACAAUCCUAGAAUGAAAGACACAUCUCAGUAAAUAAACAUGUGAUUACUUUUC
Molecule: messenger RNA, 4499 nt
Organism: Hipposideros armiger (great roundleaf bat)
Lineage: Eukaryota; Metazoa; Chordata; Mammalia; Chiroptera; Hipposideridae
Product: aldehyde oxidase 2-like
Exons: 31
Coding region: 407-4099 (1230 amino acids)
Molecular function (GO): FAD binding; 2 iron, 2 sulfur cluster binding; iron ion binding
Source: RefSeq, a predicted model, not a curated record